Messenger RNA from Manis pentadactyla (Chinese pangolin), 876 nucleotides. RefSeq names its product tetrapeptide repeat homeobox protein 2-like. Lineage: Eukaryota; Metazoa; Chordata; Mammalia; Pholidota; Manidae. The record is from RefSeq and is a predicted model, not a curated record. Gene Ontology annotation, molecular function: RNA polymerase II cis-regulatory region sequence-specific DNA binding; DNA-binding transcription factor activity, RNA polymerase II-specific. The transcript has 3 exons. Gene Ontology annotation, biological process: regulation of transcription by RNA polymerase II. Gene Ontology annotation, cellular component: nucleus. The coding region runs from base 1 to 876 and encodes 291 amino acids.
AUGCAAGAGCCCGGGUCCUUCGGGGGCUCCGCACUGUCAUCAAGGCCUCCGAGACAGCGGCAGGAGCGAACUGUUUACAGCAAAGAGCAGCAGCAGGAGCUGGAGAAACGCUUCCAGAUGAACCAGUACCCCACCUACGUGGAGCGCGAGGCCCUGGCAGCCAGGCUCAACCUGCGGGAGCAGCAAGUGCAGGUGUGGUUCAAGAACCACAGGGCCAAAUACUCAAGAUUGCAGGGACUGUCCAGGCGGCGAGGCCGGGGACUCAGCGCUGCACCCAGGGACCCAGGAGCCCCCCACCCUGUGCCCGGCCCUGUCCCUGCGGGUCCCGUGCUCCCAGGGGCCCACCCAGGAUUAGGCAGCCCCGCUGUGCCCAGUCUCGCGAGACUCCUCGCAGCAUCAGAGCCCAGAGUGUCCUGUCCCGGCCUGGCCUGGUGGGUCACUGCCCGAGCCCCAGCCCCAGCUCAGGCCCCAGCCUGGUGGGCUCCCGAGCAGCAUGCCCAAGAGGAGGUCCCCGCUGCCCCUGGCCCAGUCCCAGUUCAGGCCCCAGCUUGGUGGCCCCCCAGGCAGGGUGCCCAGGAGAACGUCCCAUCUGUGCCAGCGCCAGUCCCAGCUCUGGGCACGGCCUGGGGGUUCCCAGCGCCAGGAGCCCAGGACGAGGUCCCCGCUGCACCAGCUCAGGCCCCAGUCCCGGCCUGGGUGCACGACCCCUACGCCUCGGCCUUCUCACCAGAUCCUGCGCGUGAAGCGGAUUUCAGCCCACUCUUCUCGCUACCAGACUCUUUCAAGGGACCCCCCUCAUCUGUGGUGUCCCGGUACCCAGAGGGAGAUGACUGUGAGGAUGAGGACUCCUACCCCAAGACAUUACUGGAUUUAUAG